AUGCCGCCGCCGCUGCCGCUGCCGUGUUCCUCCGUGGUGGCAGAGCCAAUGGACGCUGAGGCUGACGUCACGCCGCUGCCGCCGCCGCCGCCGCCGCCGCCGCCGCCGCCGCCGUCGCCCAUGGAGGUCGUUGCUCCGCCUUCUCAUCCGAGCAUACCCAGUAGCGGUGCGCGGCCUGGGCAGGUUAUCCACGGGGCGUUUUCCUCGCCCCCUCGGGAGCAAUUCGGGGUCGCGGGUGGACAGCGCGCCCCGGCAGUUCCACUGUCCGCCCCCUCAGCUGCGCCGCCUCAGGGUCCCUCCACCCGCUGUCGGAAGCCAUACUCAGCGACGGUGACAUCAGAUCACCACGAUCAAGAAUCUGUUGGCCUGUUAAUACCAUUGGCAACACCUGCAGUUGUUUCAACAGCAGUGAAUGAAGAGGGCAUGCAGCUCCAAAAAUUUGCUCAGGGACGACACAAAACGACGUCUGAGGCAGACAAAUACGAGGUGGUGGAAGUAGAGACCAAGCAAGCAUUAAAUGUGGAGCGCAACAAACACAUUGCGGAACGUACCAGCUCUACCUCCGGUACAUUUCCAGCAGAAACUGGGUCCAGUCCAAGACCCCGACAGUUGUCAGGAUUGUACGGAGCAGGGCCCAGUGAGGAGAAUCUGUUCACGCCAGAGAGCUUGAAGAAAACUUUACUCAUUGGACCAGUGGUGUGCGGAUCCAUUCAGCAGCAGAGGGCGCUCAUCAAACGGCACUUCUGCUGCGUCAUGGACGGUCGAUGGCACACAACCUUCGAAUCUGGCCGAGACUUCGAUGGAAGACGGGAGACGGCAGCCUCUGCAAGCUGA
Schistocerca serialis cubense is the source of this 834-nucleotide messenger RNA. RefSeq names its product large proline-rich protein BAG6-like. The record is from RefSeq and is a predicted model, not a curated record. NCBI's taxonomy places the organism in Eukaryota, Metazoa, Arthropoda, Insecta, Orthoptera, Acrididae. Bases 1 to 834 code for a protein of 277 amino acids. The transcript has 3 exons.